Molecule: messenger RNA, 3643 nt
Organism: Octodon degus (degu)
Lineage: Eukaryota; Metazoa; Chordata; Mammalia; Rodentia; Octodontidae
Gene: Ctdp1
Product: CTD phosphatase subunit 1
Exons: 12
Coding region: 101-2929 (942 amino acids)
Cellular component (GO): nucleus
Molecular function (GO): RNA polymerase II CTD heptapeptide repeat phosphatase activity
Source: RefSeq, a predicted model, not a curated record
GGUUCCUGAGCGGGAACCGCAGCUUCGCCGCCGCCCGCGGGGGAACGCCGCGCCCUGAGCGCCUCCUGUCCUUGUGGCCGGUCUGCCAGACCCGGUCACGAUGGAGGCGCCUCCUGCGGCUCGCGUUCUAGCCGACGGCGCCCCGACGGCAGCCGUGGCGGAGGUGCGCUGCCCGGGCACCGCGCCGCUGCGUCUGCUCGAGUGGAGGGUGGCGGCGGGCGCAACUGUACGCAUUGGCUCCGUGUUGGCUGUGUACGAGGCCGCCUCUUCCGCGCUGCCCGCCGGGCCCGCCCCGACCCGUGCCGCCUCCGGGGGCUGCGUGCGCUCCGCGCGGACCGAGCGUAGGCUCAGGUCGGAACGCGCCGGUGUGGUGCGAGAACUGUGUGCGCAGCCGGGCCAGGUCGUGGCCCCCGGGCUACAGAGUAAGAAUGGGAAGCAGCAUAUGCCUGUGUCCACAGCGACUGUAUCCAUGGUACACAGUGUGCCAGAGUUAAUGGUGAGCUCUGAGCAAGCUGAAAAACUAGCAAGGGAAGAUCAGCAACGACUACAUCGAAACAGAAAACUAGUCCUCAUGGUUGAUUUGGACCAGACCCUAAUCCACACAACAGAGCAGCACUGUCCACAAAUGUCAAACAAAGGCAUCUUUCAUUUCCAGCUGGGCCGGGGUGAGCCAAUGCUUCAUACCCGCCUGCGACCACACUGCAAGGACUUCUUGGAGAAGAUUGCCAAACUGUAUGAACUUCACGUCUUCACUUUUGGCAGCCGGCUGUAUGCACAUACCAUUGCAGGCUUUUUAGACCCUGAAAAGAAGCUUUUUUCUCAUCGAAUAUUAUCAAGGGAUGAAUGUAUUGACCCAUUUUCUAAAACAGGAAACCUUAGAAAUCUCUUUCCUUGUGGAGACUCAAUGGUUUGCAUUAUUGAUGACCGAGAAGAUGUCUGGAAGUUUGCCCCCAACCUUAUAACUGUGAAGAAGUAUGUGUACUUCCCAGGCACAGGUGAUGUGAAUGCACCCCCCGGGUCUCGGGACUCUCAGAUGAGAAAGAAAGUAAACCAUUCUUCUAAAAUUGCGGAUGUCUUGGAACAAGUUCCAUCUGUGAAAGACCCUGAGGAAGGCAGACACAUUUCUGGGGUGGAGCAGAACAAUGGCCUUGGGAAGCCCACCCGAGAGCUAAAUGGUGGUGAGGCUGGGCCUGGGGCUUCUGGUAAAGCAGACGAGAGGGACUCCUGGCCCCCUGCUCAGGCCCCCUCAUCCAUCAACCCUAGCAGUUGUGAGCUGGCCGAUGCUCCUGAGCAUCAGGUGUCUGGUGAACAGGGCGAUGAGAUCUCACCAGGGGCACAGCCUCCUCAGGGAACCUCUGGCACAGAUUUGGAUUUUGACUUGUCCAGUGACAGUGAGAGCAGCGAGUCAGAAGGUCAAAAGUCCUCUUCUACCUCUGAUGGGGAACAUGAUGAGAAGAAAGGUCGGAAAAAGGCUCCAGCCACCCAAGACAGAGCAAGAAUACCACAGCAGGGAGGUACUCUUGACACAAGUGCAGGAAAACUUGGAGGAGGUGGGCCCGCUGGAGAGUCUGGGGCUGGUGUCCCUGUGCAUGACAAAGGGCCAGACCUGGAUGUCCAGGAAGAGGGUGAGCGCGAUGGUCUCUGUGGCCUGGGCAACGGCUGUGUGGACAAGAAGGAGGCUGAGACAGAGUCACAGAACAGUGAGCAGUCAGGCAUCACAGCAGGCGAGUCCUUGGACCAGAGUGUGGAGGAGGAGGAGGAGGACACAGAUGAUGACGACCACCUGAUACACCUUGAGGAGAUCCUCGUGCGUGUCCACACUGAUUACUACACAAAGUAUGAUAGAUACCUCAACAAGGAGCUUGAGGAAGCUCCAGAUAUACGGAAGAUUGUUCCUGAACUCAAGAGUAAGGUGCUGGCAGAUGUGACUGUGAUAUUCAGUGGCCUAUACCCAACAAACUUCCCAGUAGAAAAGACUCGGGAACACUACCAUGCCACAGCCCUGGGUGCCAAGGUCCUGACCCAGCUGGUGCUGAGCCCCGAUGCCCCUGACAGGGCUACCCACCUGAUCGCAGCACGGGCUGGCACAGAGAAGGUGCGCCAGGCACAGGAGUGCAGGCACCUGCAUGUGGUCAGCCCUGACUGGCUGUGGAGCUGCCUAGAGCGCUGGGACAAGGUAGAGGAACAACUUUUCCCCCUCACAGACGAUGACACCCGAAUACACAGGGAGAACAGUCCAGCAGCUUUUCCUGACAGGCAGAACGUGAUUCCAACAGCCUUAUUCCACCCAACACCCAUCCAUCCCAAGGCCCAGCCCGGCCCCGAGGUCCGAAUCUACGAUUCUAACACCGGGAAACUCAUCAGGAUGGGUGUGCAGGGCCCUGUGCCAGGACCCCCUGGUUCCCUGCCUAUCCACAGGGAGUCCACCUCCUUCAGAGCUGUUCUGCCACAUCAGCAACAGAUGUUUGGUGAAGAGCUCCCCGAUGCUCGAGAUGGAGAGCAACCUGGCCCUGCCAGAAGAAAGCGCCAGCCCAGUAUGUCAGAGACAAUGCCGCUGUACACUCUUUGUAAGGAAGACUUAGAGAGUAUGGACAAAGAGGUUGAUGACAUCCUUGGAGAAGGCAGUGAUGACAGCGACAGCGAGAAGAAGAAGCCAGAAGAACAGAAUGAUGAUCAGGAAAGGGGACCUCGGCCCAGAAAGCCCAAAGCAUCAGGGGCCCACAGGGAACAACCUCUUGGGUCAUCCUCAUCCAGCGAAAGGAGUGCUACAGGCAUCCGCAGUGCCAGAGGCCACAAGAGAAAGCUGAAUGAUGAGGAUGCUGCCAGCGAGUCCAGCAAGGAGUCGAGCAACGAGGACGAGGAAGGCAGCAGCUCUGAGGCAGAUGAGAUGGCAGCAGCGCUGGAGGCAGAGCUGAAUGACUUCAUGUGACUUCGGGCCCAUCUCACAUGCUCUGUGCCAGCCCUUUCUCCACAGACUUGUAUUUUCCAGAGCUCCACAUGCAGAAACACAUUAUUUUGCAGAAACAGGUGUUUUUAAGAGGUUUUACUAUAGGAAAGUCUACUUUUAUAAGUGACAGAGCAUUAUGAGAAUUGUGCUUUGCCAAAGAGCUCAACAGAGCCUUGUGUGUAGUUGAGACUGGAUCUUUCUGGUUUCUUGUCACAUAGAAAAGGUUUUUUCCUUGGGAAGGGAUAGGUCCCUUUAAGUACCACAAUAUAUUACUUAGGGUGAAGACUCUGGGAGAGCCAAUAAGACUUAGAGAAUGACGUAGCAAGAACCUGGCAUCCUGUCAUGCUUUUUCACAGCUGAAGCUGAAGAGUUUUGAAGGAUUUUAAGUGAAACAGCAGUGUACAUGUGUAUAGAACAGCAAGAUGCUGCAGAAGCCUCCAAGCAACCAGCUGACUCCAUGUCCCUUAGAGGACCCAUAGGUGACCCGUGCCUCCAGCAUGGGUCCCUUCUGAAGACUGGACUGCCAGUAGCCAUGUCCUCCAACCAUAGAGGUUGUUGGGGGUGGGGGGCUUCCCUUUUCUUGGGUGGCCUUAUACUUCUUUGAGACAUCUGCUGGAAAGAUUUUGUAUAUCUAUUUCAUAUUUGACCCAUAAAACAGAUUCUUCUUUCAUUUAAUAAAAGUCCCUUUUGUACUCU